AUGCGUUUCAUCAACCCCAUUGGCGUUGCGGCCGCCGCUGUUGCUGUGUUGGCAUCACCGAUUGAACCUGUGGAAAACAACACCGUCCUUCCACUGAAGCACGUCUCCUCAGUCAAGUCUGUCAAGGGUAUUGUUAACAAGGGCCUGGCCCGCAUUCAAAAGUUCAACGGCGUGAAGGCUCUUGAAAGCAAUGAUGCCAGCUCCGGUUCUGCUUCAUACCCUCUGGCGGAGACUCAUAACACAGGUGACUACGAUCAAAUGGCGCAUCAAGCAUCAGACCCUGGAUCGUUUUCAGGCGAGAGUCCCAUUGCCGUUGGACAACCUUCAAGAAGACUGAUUUAUUGA
This is a messenger RNA of Metarhizium brunneum ARSEF 3297, 345 nucleotides long. RefSeq lists its product as uncharacterized. NCBI's taxonomy places the organism in Eukaryota, Fungi, Ascomycota, Sordariomycetes, Hypocreales, Clavicipitaceae. The record is from RefSeq and is a predicted model, not a curated record.